GCAGCGGGCCCCCGGGCGGAGCAGCAGGCAGCGGGCCCCCGGGCGGAGCAGCAGGCAGCGGGCCCCCGGGCGGGGGCGACAGGCAUCGGGCCCCCGGGCGGGGCGACAGGCAUCGGGCCCCCGGGCGGGGCGACAGGCAUCGAGUCCCCAGGCGGGGCGACCGGCAUCGGGCCCCCCAGGCAGAGGGGCAACAGGCGUCGGGCCCCCAGGAGGGGCGACAGGCGCCGGACCCCCCAGAUGGAGCGACAGGUCUCGGGCCCUCAGGCGGAGUGGCGGGUGCUGGACCCCCAGGUGGAGCGACAGGUCUCGGGGCCCUCAGGCGGAGCGGCGGGCGCCGGACCCCCAGGCGGAGCGACAGGUCUCGGGCCCUCAGGCGGAGCGGCGGGCGCCGGACCCCCAGAUGGAGCGACAGGUCUCGGGCCCUCAGGCGGAGCGGCGGGCGCCGGACCCCCAGGUGAGCAACAGGUCUGGGCCCUCAGGGCGGAGCGGCGGGCGCCGGACCCCCCCAGGUGGAGCGACAGGUCUCGGGCCCUCAGGCGGAGCGGCGGGCGCCGGACCCCCAGGUGGAGCGACAGGCAUCGGGCCCCCAGGCGGGGCAACAGGCAUCGGGCCCUCCGGCGGGGCAACAGGCAUCGGGCCCCCAGCGGGGCAACAGGGGGCAGGACUCCGGGCAGAGGCACAUCGGGCAGGACUCCGGGCAGAGGCACAUCGGGCAGGACUCCGGGCAGAGGCACAUCGGGC
Messenger RNA from Staurois parvus, 741 nucleotides. The record is from the annotation of a GenBank genome assembly. NCBI's taxonomy places the organism in Eukaryota, Metazoa, Chordata, Amphibia, Anura, Ranidae.